Messenger RNA from Phasianus colchicus (ring-necked pheasant), 2710 nucleotides. RefSeq names its product cyclic GMP-AMP synthase (gene CGAS). Gene Ontology annotation, cellular component: site of double-strand break; cytosol; nucleus. The record is from RefSeq and is a predicted model, not a curated record. Gene Ontology annotation, biological process: positive regulation of type I interferon production; activation of innate immune response; cellular response to exogenous dsRNA. Lineage: Eukaryota; Metazoa; Chordata; Aves; Galliformes; Phasianidae. Gene Ontology annotation, molecular function: chromatin binding; 2',3'-cyclic GMP-AMP synthase activity; double-stranded DNA binding.
GGCGCCCCCUAGCGGCGGCUCGUCACGUUCUCCGGCGGGAGUUUUGGUUCCCCGAGAGCUGCGGCGCUGCCUGGAAGAGGAACUCCUCUUCCCAACAGACUGCGCUCGCUUCCGCGUGGGUGCGGGAGGCCCAUGGAGGAGACGGCGGCGGGCAGAGGGCAGCGGAGGCAGAGAGCGGCCCGGCCUCGCUCCUCACGGGGCAGAGGCACCGCCGCCCGACGCGGCUCGACCGCGCGGGAAACCUCGGCCGACGAGCAUCCGGCGGACGAGGCUUCCCGCGCGGUCGCGCGGCGCCGGACGGCGCAGGGCGGAGAGCCCCCGCUGCUCCGGACGCUCUCGGCGCGGAGCGGGGCGGCGGGCGCGCCGCGGCUGCGGGAGGUGCUGUCGCAGCUCAGCCUGGGCCGGCAGGACGUGUCGGAGGCGUCGGGGCUGGUGAACCGCGUCGUGACCCACCUGAUCCAGGCCGUCCGAGGGAGGGACGGCUGCUUCAGCUCCAUCGAGAGGCUGGGAGCCGGCAGCUACUACGAGCACGUCAAGAUAUCUGAACCCAAUGAGUUUGAUAUCAUGCUUGUAAUGCCUGUCACAAGACUGCAGCUAGAUGAGUGUGACGACACUGGAGCCUAUUAUUAUUUAACAUUCAAAAGAAAUCCAAAAGAGAAGUAUAUGAAUAGGUUUCUAGACGAAGAUGGAAAAUUAUCAGCCUUUAAAAUGCUUGAAGGACUAAGACGAAUUAUUAAAGAGGAAGUAAAACACAUUAAAAAUGUGGAUGUAACUGUGAAAAGGAAAAAGCCUGGAAGCCCUGCAAUAACUCUACAGAUCAAUAAGCCUCCAGCAGAAAUAUCAGUGGACAUCAUCUUGGCUUUGGAAGUUCAGCAGAGCUGGCCUCCCAGCACACAGGACGGCCUCAACAUAGAAUGCUGGCUAGGAAGAAAAGUCAGGAGAGACUUCAGAUAUAAACCAAUUUACUUAGUGGCCAAGCAAAACAAAAAAGAAAAGCUGCUAAGAGGAAACACCUGGCGAAUCUCUUUCUCACAUAUCGAGAAGGCCAUGCUGAACAACCAUGGCAGCAUAAAGACAUGUUGUGAAUCCGAUGGAGUGAAGUGUUGUAGGAAAGAUUGUCUCAAACUUCUGAAGUAUCUUCUAGAGCGACUUAAAAUGAAACAUCCAAAAGAAUUGGAAAAAUUUUGUUCAUAUCAUGUCAAAACUGCCUUUUUCCAUUCAUGCGUCGCUUGGCCAAGUGACACAGACUGGCAGCAUGAAAACCUGGAACACUGUUUUCAGAAAUAUCUGGAAUAUUUUCUGCGUUGUCUGCAAGAUUCUCAGCUGCCACACUUUUUUAUUCCCCGAUACAACUUGCUCAGCCUGGAUGAUAAAGCAAGCAAUGACUUCCUUUCAAGACAAAUAAACUAUCAGUUGAACAAUGGAUUCCCAGUAUUUCACCAGGUGUAGUAAAAAAAGUAUUUACAAUAACUAUCUGAAAGCAAGUAAAGUAGAUUUGCAUAUUUUAAAACAUAAGUUUAGCAUUUUUAUAUUUUUUCUUAGUAGCUUGAUACUAUAGAGAAACAAAACAAAACCAAGAACACUAACAGAAAAUUGCGUCUUUCAGUUGUAUUGCUUAGUCAUGUUCCUUAAAAGAAUCAGGACAUUUGAAUUAAUAUUUGAUAGGAACAGUUAAAAAAAAAAAAAAAAAAAAAGAGAAAAGUUCUGACAUAGAAUGAUGGUUAAAACAGAAGAGAUGGCACCUGCCAACAUAACAAUUCAGCAAGAGAACCAGGAGUGAGAACUCAGCCUUCGUGAUGUAGCCUAGGGACACAGACAUCCCUGAAGCAUGGCUGAAUACCUCAUAGCAGUGCCAUCCUGAAGAUAUGAUUGGUACACACAUAUUCAAUGUAUAUGCUUGUGUACACCUGUGUAUAUAUGCCUAUGUGUAUAUAGAUGUUCAUGCUACAUAAAUGUAUAUAUACAAUAUGUAUAUCCUACAAGAAAUUGAGCUGCUCAAGUGUGUGCAGGAAAGGGCAAUGAAGCUGGUGAAAUAACUGGAAAUCAAAAUGUGAAGAUCCUGUUGGUCUCUACAGCUACCUGAAAGGUAGCUGCAGUGAGGAAAACAGCCUUUUCUAAGCUGGGGGACCAGUUCAGUGCUUCCAUAAAUGAUCUGGAUACAGGACUCAAAUGCCUGCUAGGCAUACUGAAUUAGGAGGAGCUGUUGACUUCCUUGGAGCAGAGACACCAUACAGAAAUUUUGGCAAAUUAGAGAGCUGAGCAAUCAUGAACUGCAUGAAAUUCAACAACAGCAAGUGCAGGAUUCUGCACAUGUGGUGGGGUAAAGACUGGGGAACAGCAGGCUGAAAAGCAGAUCCAAAGAAAGGGAUCCAGGCGGGGGGGAGGAGGGGAGGGAAUUGGCUGAUAGGAAGUUGAAUCUGUCAGCAGUGUCCUUGCAGCCAAAAGAGGCAACUGGUGCAUCAGGUCUGGCAUUGCCAGCCAGGAGAGGGAAGGGAUGGCCUCAUUGUGUGUUGGCGUGGCCUCACCUUGAGCACUGCGUGCAAUCUGGGGCACCGUAACAUAAAGACAGAACUAUUAGAGAACAUCCAAAGAGAGGCUUCAGAGACGCUGAAAUGUCUGGAGAGCAAGGUGUACCAGGAGCAGCUGAGGUCCCUGGUGUUUGCUCAACCCAGAGCAGAGGAGCUGAGAGGAGGCCUGAUGGCAGCUGCAG